This is a messenger RNA of Lotus japonicus, 1747 nucleotides long. RefSeq names its product E3 ubiquitin-protein ligase RGLG4-like. The transcript is spliced from 11 exons. Bases 163 to 1506 code for a protein of 447 amino acids. The record is from RefSeq and is a predicted model, not a curated record. NCBI's taxonomy places the organism in Eukaryota, Viridiplantae, Streptophyta, Magnoliopsida, Fabales, Fabaceae.
CUUUUUAGUCUGUGUGAAUUUUCUGGGAACCACUCUUGCACCUUCGUUCACGUUACGUUUUGAAUGAAUCACACGGCCACAUUUAAUUUAUUCUCGUGACCACAAAAUCACAUACACAUAUAUCUCUUUCUUUGUUGGAGAACUUAAUUAGUUGAAGAUGCCAUGGGCAACCUCUUUGGUAGAAAUAAAAAGCAUAACCCUCAAUUUUCUAGAUUUGAUAGAGGAAGAGAGGGAAGAAUCUCCUCCUCCGUAAGUGGCAGACCCUUAAGAUCACCUUUUCCAACUGAGCUACCCCGGCCACCUCCACCACCGCCACCACUACCGCAAGCGCCACGACUAGCCGUACCACAAUCUAAGAAACCAGCUGGUUAUUGGACAGGUAAUUCUGAAGAAAGUUCAGUAGCCAUGAACAGCAAGAGCAAGCAAUCUGCCAAGAAAUAUGCUCUGAUUCGUGAUAACUUCAACACCCUUGAGCAGGUUACAGAGGCCUUGAGGAAAGAAGGUUUGGAAUCAUCAAAUCUCAUCCUUGGAAUUGAUUUCACAAAGAGCAAUGAAUGGACUGGCAAAACAUCAUUCAAUAAUAGAAGCCUGCAUGCUAUUGGAGAUACACCUAACCCUUAUGAGAAGGCCAUCUCAAUAAUUGGCAAGACAAUGGCUCCCUUUGAUGAUGACAACUUGAUUCCAUGCUUUGGCUUUGGUGAUGCUACCACACACGAUCAAGAAGUGUUCAGUUUUCACAGUGAUCAUUCACCUUGCCAUGGCUUUCAAGAAGUUUUGGCUUGCUACCAAAAAAUAGUUCCGAACUUGAAACUUUCAGGACCAACUUCUUAUGCUCCGGUGAUUGAAGCUGCAAUAGACAUAGUUGAGAAAAGUCGUGGCCAAUUCCAUGUGUUGGUUGUCAUUGCAGAUGGCCAGGUUACAAGAAGUGUUGACACAGAAGAUGGAGAACUCAGUCCUCAAGAGGAAAAGACAAUCAAAGCAAUCGUUGAUGCAAGUGCAUAUCCGCUCGCGAUAGUUCUGGUUGGAGUUGGUGAUGGACCUUGGGAAGACAUGAGAAAGUUUGAUGACAAGAUACCGGCCCGUGAUUAUGACAAUUUUCAGUUUGUUAAUUUUACAGACAUCAUGUCUAAAAACACAAGCCCCUCAGAGAAAGAAACAGCUUUUGCUCUGGCUGCUCUCAUGGAGAUCCCCUUCCAAUAUAAAGCAACCAUGGAAUUUGGAAUACUUGGGCGUGUAACAGGAAGAGCAAAGAGAAUAGUACCAAGACCUCCACCUGUUCCUUAUUCUCGGCCUGCACCACCACCACUACCUCGUGUACCAAGCAACAUACCAGCAUCUACACCAGAAGAACAAAACCAAGCUGCUUGCCCUGUUUGUCUGACCAAUGGAAGAGAUUUGGCAUUUGGAUGUGGGCACAUGACUUGCAGAGACUGUGGAUCCAGAUUAACUAGUUGUCCCAUAUGUCGCCAGAGGAUCACCAGUCGUCUUAGAGUGUACAGUGGGUGAUUGUAGAAUGAAAAACUAUGCACAUUACAUGGUUUGCAUCAAAUACUUCUUCUCUUUAGUGUUCAUCGUGUUGCUUAAGAGUUUUAGAAUUGGACAUGGAUUUGUUGUAAAAAAGAUGGCUUGUGUAAUUUGUUUGAAUAUUUUAAGAGUGUUGAAAAGUGGAGAUGAAUUUGUACAUGUUUUUAUGUAUUUGGCUCAUGUCAUUGAUGCGUUUGAAGUUGUAUAUUAGAUGGAUUUUGAA